AUGGCUCAACAAUAUUCAUCAUCACUUCUCAACAAUGAUUUGUUUUCAUUUUGCAAAAUGCAUGGACUUGGAAAUGAUUAUUUGUACAUGGAUUGUUGUUUCGGAAAUGGUCAUUCCAAUCCAAUUGAAAAUGAUUUUCGGAAAUAUAUUGAAAAUUUAAAUGCUCGUAAUGAAACUCACACACUUGAGAAUAUCAUUCAGAAAUUAUGUCAUCGAAAUUUUGGAAUUGGUUCCGAUGGUGUGAUUUUCAUAACGAAACCAAAUUUGGAAUUGUUAGAAAAAGAUUCCAAUUUCUCUCAACACGGCACUAUUCAUUGUCAAAUGGAAAUGUACAACUCGGAUGGAUCUAGCGGCGAAAUGUGUGGAAAUGGUUUGAGAUGUGUCGCUCAGUAUGCGUGUGAUCGUUUGAUUGAAAUGAAAAAAAUUGAAAAAAUUCCAAUUUCACAAACGAAUCAUUUGAACACAAGCUCAGAAGAUUCUUCCUCUGUUUCACCAUCGUAUCAAUAUGGAUAUUGUAUUCGCGUUCAAAGUAAUCGAGGAAGAAAAGUCUAUGAUUGUAUUUGUUAUGCUGGAGUGGAAGAAGAACGAAACAAGAAGUUACAAAGUCCAUUCACGAAUUCACACACCAAUUCAUUUUGGGUUGAAAUUGAAAUGGGACCAUUACAGACCAAAGCAUCAAAUUUUGACAUGGCCUCAGAUUUUGAAAACCCAUUCAUGGAAGUUUCUCUCGUCAAGCAAGAAGAAGGACUCAUUCGAAAGGUUCUCUAUUCAUAUACGUAUGAACAAGAAAAUAUUCCGGUAUUGAAAAUUCCAUUGUAUUGCCUCUUAGUUCCAAAUCCUCAUGCUAUUUGCUUUGUGAAUGAAAUUUUAAAUUUAGAAAGGAAUUCACACAAUGAUAAUGUUGAUGAGCAUCAUGUAUGGAAGAAGGAUGUCGAUCAAUUUCCAUUAACCCUUGUUGGACCUGUCAUUGAAAAUGAUCGAGAAAUAUUUCCUCAGAGAACCAAUGUCGAGUUUAUUGAACUAAUCUCUCCCUCGUCAGAAUUGAAUAAUUAUGAAACAGCUGAAAUAGAAUCGACUAGUAUUUUAUCCAUGCUGGAAUCCAAUUGCGUAUUGAGAGUGAGACAGAGAACAUGGGAAAGAGGAAGUGGUGAAACUAAUGCUUGUGGUACUGGAGCAUUUGCUGUUUCACAACUUGUCUAUUUAAGGAAAUUCUAUGGACGACGACACGACACUGCUGAACAGAGCGAUAAUGACACAGAAUCUCCACCUCUCAUGUGCACGGUGCAAGUGAAGCUCAAUGGAGGAGAUUUAUAUUUCAAAUAUGAUCGAAAGAAACAACAAGGUCUGUCUGAGACACUUGUCAACAUGGUUGGACCUGUGAGCUAUGUCUGUAAUGGCACUUUCAGAAUAGUUGAUUUCUUGUAA
Molecule: messenger RNA, 1425 nt
Organism: Naegleria lovaniensis
Lineage: Eukaryota; Heterolobosea; Eutetramitea; Acrasida; Naegleriidae
Exons: 2
Coding region: 1-1425 (474 amino acids)
Cellular component (GO): cytosol; cytoplasm
Molecular function (GO): diaminopimelate epimerase activity
Source: RefSeq, a predicted model, not a curated record